Messenger RNA from Raphanus sativus (radish), 1255 nucleotides. RefSeq names its product transcription factor bHLH106. Gene Ontology annotation, molecular function: DNA-binding transcription factor activity; protein dimerization activity. Gene Ontology annotation, biological process: regulation of DNA-templated transcription. The transcript is spliced from 2 exons. The record is from RefSeq and is a predicted model, not a curated record. Lineage: Eukaryota; Viridiplantae; Streptophyta; Magnoliopsida; Brassicales; Brassicaceae. Bases 94 to 885 code for a protein of 263 amino acids.
UACAUAUAUAUAAUCCAUCUUUUAGGACAGAACACACCGAAAGCUCCGCAAACCCACUAAAAACAAAAGAAGGCGGCGCUAAAGAAAUCAAAAAUGCAACCAGAGAGCUCAGAUCAGAUGAUGUAUUCGCUCCUCACCGGAAACCAAAUCUCCGGUGGAGGAUUCUGCCUUUCCGAGGACUACAUGUCGACUAUGCCGUCCUUAUGCGGGUCGUCUUCCUCCACGUCAUCUUAUUACCCACUAGCUAUCUCCGGCAUAGGAGAAAGGCUUGCUCAAGACAGAGCUAUUGCUGCUUUGAGGAAUCACAAAGAAGCUGAGCGAAGAAGAAGAGAGAGAAUCAGUUCCCAUCUUAACAAGCUACGUAACGUACUCUCUUGUAAUUACAAGACAGAUAAAGCCACGCUCCUCGCCAAAGUGGUUCAACGAGUCAAAGAACUUAAACAACAAACCCUAGAGAUUUCAGACGCCGACCAAACUCUUUUACCCUCAGAGACCGACGAGAUUAGCGUUCUACACUAUGGAGACUAUUCAAAUGAAGGCCAUAUAAUCUUCAAAGUAUCUUUAUGUAGUGACGAUAGAUCAGAUCUCUUGUCUGAUCUCAUGGAGAUACUUAAGUCUCUUCAUAUGAAGACUCUUCGAGCUGAGAUGGUAACUCUUGGUGGUCGGACAAGAACUGUUCUUGUUGUGGCUGCAGACAAAGAGAUGCACGGAGUCGAGUCUGUGCAUUUCUUACAGAACGCUCUCAAGUCCCUGCUCGAGCGGUCAAGCAAGUCGUUGAUGGAACGUAGUUCAGAUGCUGGUGGAGGAGAAUUGUCAAAACGACGCCGUGCACUGGAUCACAGCAUAAUGGUGUGCAGGGCCGGAUCUGAGAUCACGGGGGCUUGAAACAUUUCUUUAAGAAUUUCUAUAAAAAAAAAAAUUUUCACAAUUUAGGGACUUAUCUCUAUGUGAAAACCUUCUAAAUUUUUUGGGAGCCGAGGCCAAAGCUUUACCGGCCUAUAUCCAGAUCCGGCCCUGAUGGUGUGAGAGGAUGGUGAGAGUACACUAAAACGUCUUUAAUUAAGUUACAUACAGGGCCUGAUUAUAAUUAACUUGGUUAUAAUUACCAAAGCUUUUUUCAUGGUUCCUACUUUAUAAUGUUCUAUUGUUUUUAGUUAUGACUCGUGGGAGUGUAAGCAACUAUUGUAAGUAGCUUUGGUGUGUUCUCUUUCUUUUCUUUUUUAACAAAAUAAUAAUAUUAAUAUAUAAACAAAAU